Messenger RNA from Malus domestica (apple), 1844 nucleotides. The record is from RefSeq and is a predicted model, not a curated record. Lineage: Eukaryota; Viridiplantae; Streptophyta; Magnoliopsida; Rosales; Rosaceae.
GGGGUGGGGUUUCCCUUAUUUUUAGGGCUAGCUACCUGCACGGUAGAAAAGCUACCCUAUUUGGAGUCAAGAUCCUCUUCGGAUUUUUGUUUUCGAAAUUCAAGAACUUGGAUAGCCAGGUAGUUAAAGAAAGGGAGAUCUGAACUCGUGGUUUGUACGAGGAAGGGGUGCAGAUCCUGAUUGACAAGGAAGAACAAAAAUGGAUAUAACAACAGUGUGACCAAAUGGGAGAUCCAUCAACCGAGGCCUAUAGAUUCCAACUGCCUCACAACUGCCGCCAGAGAGGUCAGAUUGUCCAGAGCGCUGCCUCUUCCUCUGCCAACAGCGCUGUGUCAGAUGUUAAGCUGCAGCUCCAGGAGGAGGACCGCAGCAAAGGCUUCAAUCCCAUUUCCACUUUUGCUUCUGGAAUGUGUCCGGUGAAUGGGAUGGCCAUGGAGCAGACUUCACAAGGGAAGGGUGCCCAAUAGAACUUCCCGAGAAUGUUGUACCUACAGCUUACAGGGAGUGGGAGGUUAAGGUUUUCGAUUGGCAGACUCAAUGCCCCACUCUUGCUAACCCAUAUGAGCACUCUUUUAUACAAGAAUACAGAGUUACUUCCUGUUGUUGGAUGUGAAGCUGAUGCUGCCACUUGAUGACUCCAGAGAUGAUUGAUGAUCCAUUCCAAACUUUGAAAAGUGGAAGUCCGAACUUUUAGCUCAGAGAAAAACCCUUGGUUGAAUCAAAUAUUGAAGAGCUAGCCAAUUUAACAUGAGCGGAUAUGAGGGAAUCUGAUUUCAGUGGUUCAACUUUCAAUGGCGCAUACAUGGAGAAAGCUGUCACAUAUAAGGCAAACUUUGGGGGAAGAGCACGGUGGCAUGUGCUUUGAGUGGGAGUUUGUACUACAGCAGAAGCUGUUGUACAUUCUUGAUGGGGACAAUGUCAGGCAUGGCUUGAAUUACGACCUUAGUUUUAAAGCAGAACAUCGUGCAGAGAACAUUCGGAGGAUUGGUAGUAUGUGAACCACAGGUUAAGAAAUGGGUCCUAAUUCAGAGCUGCAUUUUUCUUCCCUCAAAAUAAGAAGAAAACAUUUCCUCAGCUCAUAUUUCAGCACUUCAGGAUCAACUUGGGAAAGAACAGAGGAGAGCACAAGCAUUAUCAAUUUAUUUGCUAUAGAGUUUGUCAGGGAGAAAGUUCAUGAACAAAAGAAAUCUAAUCGAGAGGCUGGGUUAAUUUUAGGGCUGGAUGAAAAGAAACACCUAUCUGAGCUUUCAACAACUCGAAGGGAGUACAAACUUUGUCUGCCAUGGAUAGGGAAUGGAUACGUAAUUAGAUCAAUAGAUGGGUGCCACUGUUUUGGAUAUCUACAUCCAGCAAUACCUGUAUAUUCCCUGCACAUUGCAAAGAUCUGGUGCUAUUUUGGUGUUGCAAGCCUAGGCGCGGAAUGAAAAGAAGGGAUGUAUGUGUUUCUGAACUCUUAUGCAAAUCUAAAUUGAAAUCAUGAAACACAUUUCCUAUGUUUCUCAAAUCUCAGCAACAGGUUUUAGAACCCUGAAAUCUAAGUAAAGGUACAUCAUUCCUAUUUUCGUGUUUUUUUAAUUCCUAUCAUCAUGGCCACGAUAAAACGUGAAUAUGCAUGCCAACCUUGCAUACUCAGUGAUUAAUUUCUGGAUGAAUUUUUCUUUAGACGGGGGUUUGCAGAUAUGAAUACUUGAGGGGCAGAUGGUCACCAUGUUGGAUCCAUUGAUACUGAUACAACUUGGGAUUUAGUUGGUUAUAUUCAAAUCAGAAAUAAAAUUGUUGUGUAUAUUCCGCAUUUGAUUGAAAAUCUGUAAUUUUAUGAAUCAUUUAUUCGGAUUUAAUUUCAG